CGGGGCUGCCAUGUUGAGUCGCCUCCUCCUCCUCCUCCUCCGCCUCAGCCUCCUCCUCCUUCUCCGCCGCUUGUGCUUUGUUGUCGGCUCCAUGUAUAGCUGAAGGCCCCGGGGAAGGAAAGAAGGAAGGGAGGAAGGAAAGGAGGAAGGAAGGAGGAGGAAGAGAGAGGAAGCCCGACGCCUCAACGCAAAGCAGAGAAGGAGGAGAGGAGGGAGAGAAAAGACCAGGCCGCAGGGCCUGAGGAGGAGGAGGAGGAGACGAGGGAUCUCUCCAGAGAGGAAAAGGAAGAGGCAUUAUUUUCUCCCCAGUCUUUCCCUCCUUUUUGGCCUCCCCCCUCCUCUCCGCCAUGGAGGCCAAUUGGACCGCGUUCCUCUUUCAGGCACACGAAGCAUCACAUCACCAACAGCAAGCAGCACAGAACAGUUUGCUGCCCCUCCUGAGCUCUGCUGUUGAGCCUCCUGACCAGAAACCAAUUUUACCCUUGCCGAUCACACAGAAAACUCAGCCACCUCCAGAAACACUAAAAGAUGCCAUUGUCGGGAUUAAAAAGGAGAAACCGAAAACCUCCUUUGUGUGUACAUACUGCAGCAAGGCCUUCAGGGACAGCUACCAUUUGAGGCGCCACGAGUCCUGCCACACAGGGAUCAAGUUAGUGUCACGGCCAAAGAAAGCUCCUGCCACAAUGGUACCCCUAAUCUCGACCAUUGCAGGCGACAACAGCCGGACAUCGCUGGUGUCGACCAUCGCAGGCAUCUUGUCCACAGUUACUACAUCUUCCUCUGCCACCAAUCCCAGCAGCAGCGCUGGUGCCACGGCCAUGCCGGUGACGCAGACGGCCAAAAAGCCCAGCAAGCCCGUCAAAAAGAACCACGCCUGCGAGAUGUGCGGCAAGGCCUUCCGCGAUGUCUACCAUCUCAACAGGCACAAGCUCUCCCAUUCGGACGAGAAACCCUUUGAGUGCCCCAUUUGCAAUCAGCGUUUCAAACGGAAGGACCGCAUGACCUAUCACGUGAGGUCUCAUGAGGGUGGCAUCACCAAACCCUACACCUGUGGUGUUUGUGGAAAAGGCUUUUCGAGGUACCAUGUAGAAAAUCCCAGGCCUGAUCACUUAAGCUGUCAUGUCAAACAUGUUCACUCUACAGAGAGGCCCUUCAAAUGCCAAACCUGCACAGCUGCCUUUGCCACCAAAGACAGGCUGCGGACGCACAUGGUGCGCCAUGAAGGAAAAGUGUCAUGUAAUAUCUGUGGUAAACUUCUGAGUGCAGCGUAUAUUACCAGCCACUUAAAGACUCAUGGGCAGAGCCAAAGUAUCAACUGUAAUACCUGUAAACAAGGAAUCAAUAAAAAAUUUGGGUUUUUCAAGCAAGAAAACCUGCAUCUCCCCUCUUCAUGCAUGAAUGAAGAGAGCAACAACCAGAAGCAGCAGCAGCAGCAGCAGCAGCAACAGCAGCAGCAGACACAACAUGUUUCCAACUGGCCUGGAAAACAGGUAGAGACCCUGAGAUUAUGGGAAGAAGCUGUCAAAGCAAGGAAGAAAGAAAGUCAGCAGACUCUGAGGCCAACUACAGUCAAGCAAGAAUGUCAGUACAACUUUGAGAAGGCUAUAGAGUACGUACCAUUCGAAGCUGCUAACCUGUGCCAAACGUCUACUGCGGCUACUACACCGGUGACCCUUUCCACUCCCUUCAAUAUCACCUCUUCGGUGGCAUCGGGAACCAUCACUAAUCCGGUCACGGUGGCGGCCGCCAUGAAUAUGCGAAGCCCCGUGAACGUCUCAAGCGCGGUUAACAUCUCCAGCCCCAUGAGCCUCGGCCACCCGGUCACUAUCACCAGUCCUCUGUCGAUGACCUCUCCGCUAACGCUCACCACGCCAGUGAAUUUACCGACUUCAGUCACAGCUCCGGUGAACAUCGCCCACCCGGUGACCAUUACCUCCCCCAUGAACCUCCCGACCCCAAUGACGCUAGCUGGUCCGUUGAAUAUAGCAAUGAGGCCCGUGGAGAGCAUGCCUUUCCUUCCCCAGGCCUUGCCCACCUCUCCCCCUUGGUAGGAAGAAAGCAAAACAAAACCUCACGGCAGUAUUAAAAAAGAAGAAUGAGAAGCAAGUCCAUACCAGCAGUUAUCUUGUUUUGUUUUGUUUUGAGUUAGCAAUGGAUUGUGAAAACCAGCCUAAUUUUGCUGGGGCAAAAGUCACGCACCGGCUUUAUUUGUUUUUUUAAAAGACACUUUAUUCAUAGUGUUCUGAAUUAGUUGGCUGGCUGUUGAUCUGUCACUGGGUCCCUUGGUUUCCUUCCACUUUGUAGAAGUGUCCAAAGAGGAACCAGUGAGAGGCGGAUCCAGUUUACAUGUAUCUUCAGUUUAAAAAGCAUUGUGAAUAAGCCUAGAAAUCACGAAUGGUGAAAUGGUUUGAAUCAAAACACUAAAAGUCAGUAAAGGAAUGCAUGGUGGUGAUGGAUCACUUUUAAUUUGCCAGCUCUGUAUCCCUCUGAUUCAGAAAGUAGGUUUUGUAGCAUUGUUGUGGGUUUUUUUUUUUUAAGUAAAUGCAUUUCAUGGUCCUAUUUUAUUUUUAAUGCAUUUUGAGUAAUUAUGCAUUUUUACCUUUUUUGGGAAUAUGAUGAUUUCAGGCCAAAUUCCCUAUGGGAAAAAAGUGAUACCAGCUCUGAUAUGCAAAGCAUAUAUGGUGACUUUUAUCAUUCUAACCUCUCAAUAACAAUAGGGAUUGCAACCUAAUAUUUGGAGAUGUAAAUAACGACGUGACAUAUUACCCUAAGGGAAUUAUAACAUCAUAGUCGAUGUAAUUGAGAAGAAAAGAAGGAACUGUUUUAAUGUUUGGAAGGGGAAACGGCUGUCGCUGGCGGAAGAGGAUUUGGAACGGACGCGAGAACAGUCUCGGGUCAAAAUCCAGUCGGGACUCUUUCUGAAGAGCCAGUGGUAGGCUUUGGAAAACGGGGGUGGGGCGGGGAGGGAUAAUGCUUUAAGAUGGAAGACUGUGGAGGUGCUGGGGUAGGAUUUGUAUCUGCCCCCUCAUUCUCUCAAUCAGAGCCUGCUGGUGUUGUGAUGGCAAGAGCAGGCUGUGUUCACUAGAAGUUUUUUUUGUUGUCUUAUAAUAUAAAAUGGUAUACAGUUUUUAUUCUAACCACUAACUAGUUAGGAUGCCCCCUUCAGGACAAGCCAAGAGUGCAUCUUAUUGUUUUGUGUUUACCCCUUUCUUCUCCCCUUUCAAUCAAGUGUUGUGCGCUCUCUUCGAUUUUGUAAAUAUUUACAGGAAAAAUCUCCCCCUCCCUCCCCAUCGUUUGUACUUUUUAGUUACUUGUGUUAACACCUAGUUAUUGGCUCAUGGGGUUUCCCAGUAACUGUCUGGCCCAUCCAGUGAAGUGGAAAUCCCUGCCUCCUUUUAUGCCCCCCCCCCCCCACAAAGGGUCACAUUUAAAGCACCCAUCAAAAUGACACAUUUUAUUUCUCCUAUAUCUGUACAUAAAAGUAGUAUGGAAAAUCUAGGGAAGAGAUUGAUUUUUCUUUUUAGCCUAUCAUGUCACAAUCACUUUGUUGUCAAAUACGUGCCCAACAAUUGGAAGGAAUCAACGAGGCUUCCUCUGAUCACAACAGUGGUGACGGUGCCGUAGUAUUUGAUAUUUGGGCUUUUUUUAAUGGGAUGCUGGCGAACCUGAGAGGGUCAAAAACCCACUGUUUUUGUGUUUUAUACCCAUUGUGUCAGUGUAAAAGCAGCAUCUUUCGUACUUCUUUGAGACAGACGUCUGGGUUCAAGAGACGGCUGUCCCGAUUAUGUGAAAACAGUUCUAGGGGCUUGGACUACAUAGUAAAAAAAAUUAAAAACAAAAAUGGGGAAAAUGAUAGAACUUAGUGUAAAAUAAUUUUAUAAAUGAUCUUUUUGUACCUUAGGACAUCAAAUUGUACAACUUUUGUAUAUAUAAAAGCUUAGGAACUUCCUGUGUAGCAAAAAGAACACAUUCCUACACUUCUAAUGUAUAUGUUUGUUAUAAUGUCAUGUAAACAUAUGCCCUAUGUUUGUGCCUUUUAAUUAGUUUGUCUCAAUAAACAGAAAGGUAGAGA
Anolis sagrei ordinatus is the source of this 4072-nucleotide messenger RNA. It is a transcript of the gene VEZF1, whose product is annotated as vascular endothelial zinc finger 1. Gene Ontology annotation, molecular function: RNA polymerase II cis-regulatory region sequence-specific DNA binding; DNA-binding transcription factor activity, RNA polymerase II-specific. The record is from RefSeq and is a predicted model, not a curated record. Lineage: Eukaryota; Metazoa; Chordata; Lepidosauria; Squamata; Anolidae.